CGAAGAGGCAAACUCUGGAGGCAAGAAGUUUCCGAGCAUGAUCAUCGCCCUGACGGACGGGACCCUGAUGCCGGAGCCCUACGAGGAGACCAAGAUAGAGGCCGAGAAUUCCCGGCAACUCGGGGGCAACGAUUUACUCCAUCGGUGUAAUGGACUAUCGCAGGGACCAGCUGCUGAGCAUCGCGGACAGCCCGGAUCACGUGUUCGGGGUGGACAACGGCUUCAAGGGGCUACAAGACAUCGUGGAGCCCCUCACAGCUAAGUCUUGUAUUGAAAUCACAAAUUUGGAGCCUUCCACUUUCUGUGCCGGACAAAACUAUGAACUGAUGGUUUCUGGAAGAGGCUUUAAUAAUGCAAGGAACCCGGAGGAAGUUAUUUGUAGAUUCAUUUUCACGGAUAAGAAAUUCUAUGAUAAAAAAGCGACCACUAUGGAUGACACCACCGUGAUGUGCCCAGGAGUAACAAUAGACAAUCCAGAUGAGGUGGUCUUCGUUGAAGUUAGCCUGAAUAACGGCAUCAACUUCAUCAAGAGCAAUGCUAACAUCACCAGCAAGAACUGUGUGACUGCCAGGGAUGUGCCGGUGGAAGUGCCAACUGGUAUUCCUCCAAUACCAACUCCGCACAUCGAUCUUCCCACUACGCCUGCCACCUCAAAUAUGCCAAAUGUCAAUCCUCUGUGCCUGGCUCUGCUCCUGCUGGCCCUGCUUUUACUGCCAUUCCUUAUCUGGUGCUGCUGGCGACAUUGCUGCAAAAAGCCUUGCAAGGAGCUACCAGCAGUGCAGAUAAUACAAAGGGAGCCCAUGGGCAGAUGUGUACAACCACCUUGCCCCACAUUUAUUGUCCCUUGUGCUUGCCAAGGAGGUGGGAUGAGACGGAUAGAGGGCAAACUGGACACCUUGUGUGACUUUGUUCAGUGCUGCAAUCAGAUGCCGUUGCUGUGGUGUCAGCCCAGGAGCAAGCGCCGGUGCUUCAACUUCAGCCUCCAGCCCUGCAGGCGCCUGCCCUGUGGCCCCAGGAUCUGCCUCCCGGCCCCCCAGGAGUGCUUCCCCCUCAGCAGCUGCUGCUCUCGGUACCAGCCCACCCCCCGCAUCUGCUCCCGGCUGCCCUCCAGGAUGCUGCCCCCGCCCCGCGCCCUCUGCGGAACCGCUCUGUCACUCCCGCCCCCGUAGCCCAGCCUCCGACACACCAAACCCCCAAGAUUAUUAAGAGCCCUUUGUGCACUAAAUUAGACACCUGUAUUGAGUCUUGGUUUACAGUCAGCGGAGCUGGAAUUAGUUGCUGUUCCGCACAAGCCUGUUGCCUGCAGAGCAUCGCUCCGCUGUCUGUAGUGCUGCUGCGGGGACACGGCUCCCCCCGCCCCACGGCCUGUGACGCCGGGGGUGGGGGCCAGAUCCUGCUCUUCGAAAAAAAAAAAAGCCCCCAAUGUCUCUGAAAUAUGAAUAUGAUGCUGUCUCCUUCUCUAACGUUAUGCAGAGUUUGACUAGUCUCACCUCCUUCACGGCACGUUCCCAGGUAGCCGGGGUGGGUGUCCCAUGCCCUGAAUGUGCCCUAGACGGAGACCAGCACGGAAAGCUCUGCGGCUGCCAGGCGGCAACUCCUUGCAGACACCCUGAGGUGUCGCUGAGCCUGUAGAGCUGCCCCUGCCGUCCCACCAGUCCUCCUACCCCCUGUUGACAGGAGAUGAAAGUCCCUCCGCCUUCACCCUCCCAUCCUGGCUGGUCGUAGUUACGGUUCCGGGUGGAAUUCCUGGAGAUGAGUGUAGGUCACUAUGUCAGGCUGGGGUUUGUAGUCUGUAUGGGGUUGACGGUCAUUCUUUAAGAAAUAAAAGGUUUUCUGGUAA
Messenger RNA from Canis lupus familiaris (dog), 1840 nucleotides. RefSeq names its product ANTXR like (gene ANTXRL). Lineage: Eukaryota; Metazoa; Chordata; Mammalia; Carnivora; Canidae. Gene Ontology annotation, cellular component: membrane. The record is from RefSeq and is a predicted model, not a curated record. The transcript is spliced from 13 exons. Gene Ontology annotation, molecular function: signaling receptor activity. The coding region runs from base 150 to 1169 and encodes 339 amino acids.